Messenger RNA from Manduca sexta (tobacco hornworm), 1346 nucleotides. RefSeq names its product vacuolar protein-sorting-associated protein 36 (gene Vps36). Lineage: Eukaryota; Metazoa; Arthropoda; Insecta; Lepidoptera; Sphingidae. Gene Ontology annotation, biological process: protein transport to vacuole involved in ubiquitin-dependent protein catabolic process via the multivesicular body sorting pathway. The record is from RefSeq and is a predicted model, not a curated record. The coding region runs from base 83 to 1282 and encodes 399 amino acids. Gene Ontology annotation, cellular component: late endosome membrane; ESCRT II complex. The transcript is spliced from 7 exons. Gene Ontology annotation, molecular function: phosphatidylinositol-3-phosphate binding; ubiquitin binding.
GCAACACUAGUCAUCGUCCAUCAGUCAUCGUCUUUUUGUUCGCUUACAGUUUUCAUUAUAAGAUAUAAACAAUAAUAUAAUAAUGGAUAGAUUCGAAUAUAUUGAUGCUCGUUUAUUUGAGGGAGAAAAUUACGUUAAAAGAGACAAAAAUGUUAAGAUAUAUGAUGGAGAAGAUAAGACUCAAUUCACGGAUGGCGAAGUGGUAUUGACCACACACAGGAUACUGUGGGGAAAGCCUGGGGACAUACCUAAAGGCCUUACGUGUUUGGCACUUCAUUUGUAUUAUGUUUUUUGUUUGGAAGAAGAAAGUGGUGGAGUAUUUGGUCUGGGAGGCCCUAAAAGAAUCAUACUGCAUCUAGGGCCUGCACUUCCAGGAAAGAGACCAGGGCCAGCCGUAGUUAGCCCAUUUCAUUUUGUGAAGUUCUCUUUCAAAGAUGGCAUUGAUCCAGCAUUUUAUAAAGCACUUACUGAAGCCGUAGCAGCCAAAGCAUGGGAGAGAACCAGCACUGCAGUAUCUCCUGUCAGUGCUGGAAGCCCUUCCUCAAGUCACAAACCAAUAGUACCUGUGAAUUCCAAAAUGCGAUCUGGAAUUGUUGGUAUUGAAAGAAGCAUAGAGGAACAACACAGAGCCACAGAUGAGAGCAUCACUGUUGCUUUCAAAGAUCUCACCAAACUUAUGGAGAAAGCAAAAGAAAUGGUGGCUAUAUCCAAAAAUAUAUCCACUAAGAUUAGGGAAAAACAAGGAGAUAUAUCUGAAGAUGACACAAUCAGAUUCAAGUCUUACCUCAUGAGCUUAGGUAUAGAUGACCCGGUAACUAGGGAUGCAUUUAGAUCAGAUUCUGAAUAUUACAUGGGCUUAGCUCAACAAAUAUCUGACAUGAUGGUGGCUGUUUUAAUGGAUUGUGGUGGAAUAAUGUCAUUGGCAGAUGUUUGGUGCCGUGUCAAUAGGGCAAGAGGUCUAGAACUGAUAUCUCCAGAAGAUUUGCUAAAUGCCUGCAAACUACUGCAAACAAUUGGCGCACCAAUGUCACUGAGAAAAUUCCCAAGUGGUGCAUGUGUGUUACAACUAAACAGUAACAGAGAUGAAGAAGUUGCUAAAACGACUAGUAAUUUGCUUGAAGAGAAUGGUUUCUUAACACCGGAAAAGUUGUCCCAAAUCGCCAGUGUUUCAGUGUUGUUGGCGCGCGAACGACUCUUCACAACUGAGCGUCUUGGGUUUGCAUGCAGAGACGAAUCCAUAGAGGGGUUGGCUUUCUACCCCAAUCGAUUCCUGAAUGCCUAAUAAUGUUAAUAUUGUUAUGUUGUAAAAUAUAUUAUUAAAAUAUUUAUAUAUUGCUUUUGUUAAA